AUGCUAAAGGAGCGCACAGCAGGCAUCAGGGCAAGAGACCGGAAGACAAUGCUGUAUUUAGAGUGCGACAAUGCGCGACAAAGGUCCGUCGUUGCCAACCUGCAGAAGUUCGUUUAUUGCUGUCUGUACAUACGGUUCAUUAAAGACGGAUCGGUGCUCCUGAUCCUCAUGGGAUGGGUGAUUUCGUCGCUGUGCGAGUUCGUCCAAGAAUUGACGCUGAGAUACCUGAAGAAGAACUACCUGCAGGCGGACCGUGGCGACGAGCAGGAUGACGACGAAAGCCUGGCCAUCAGAGGGCUGGAGACGCCCAUUGUAAGAGUCAUCAUAAACAAGGCCAUACGGUACUACCAGGGACUGAUACUCCUGGAGACGGCGUACUGCAUAGUGUACCACAUCAGGCUGGACGUGGCAAGGGACAUAUGUUCAAAGCCGUACGGGUUCGUCGUGAUGCUGCUGAUAAGAGAGUUUACGUGCCCGGCGCCGGCGGGAUUCCCCAGCAAGCUGCUGCUGCUGGUGCUUGACUUCGCGGUGCUUUUCGGCCAGCUUCUGAUCAUGAACGGUUCGUUGAGUUCCAGUUUCCAAAACGUCAAGCUGAUCGUCAAGGAGCUGGACGCGGACAAGCAAGGCGCCCUGAACCUCCUCAAGUUCAACACCUGGCACACGGACGCCAACGGGCCCGAGCUCAUCGUCCACCGGAACCGCGAUGAACCCUUGCCCCAACACCUAGAUACAUAUACCGUCGACGAGUCCACACCCUUACUAAACAAUACCGAAUAA
Molecule: messenger RNA, 777 nt
Organism: Saccharomyces eubayanus
Lineage: Eukaryota; Fungi; Ascomycota; Saccharomycetes; Saccharomycetales; Saccharomycetaceae
Gene: VLD1
Product: Vld1p
Exons: 1
Coding region: 1-777 (258 amino acids)
Source: RefSeq, a predicted model, not a curated record